Molecule: messenger RNA, 390 nt
Organism: Aspergillus calidoustus
Lineage: Eukaryota; Fungi; Ascomycota; Eurotiomycetes; Eurotiales; Aspergillaceae
Source: the annotation of a GenBank genome assembly
AUGCCCGUGAACUGGACAGCAGAGAAGAACGCCAAGCUCUUCCUCGGCGUUCUGGAACAGUGCAAAGAACAAAGCCUCAAGCUCAACUACAGGCGUCUCGCUGAAUACAUGGGUCCUGACUGCACCUGGAAGGCCAUCGAAGGCCAAAUCGCCAAGCUCAAGAAAAAUGCGGCCGUCGGUCAGGAUCCCAACGAGCAGUCGGCCAGUGCCCCUUCCACCCCCGCGGCCACGCCCAGAAAGCGCGCUGCCGGGGGUACUCCUGCAAAGUCCGGAUCCCCACAAAAGAAGAAGAAGGCGAAGAGUGUUGAGAACAAUACCGACGACGAUAGCGAGGCAGAGAAACAAGCUUUGAAGGAGGUCAGGCAGGAAUUGGAAGAGCAGAAAAAGUGA